AUGCAUACAUGCAUACCUCCAGUCAUUCGUGCCUUCAACACAUGGACUUCUGCUUCAAACUACUUCACGUUUUCCAUGGUUGAUGAUGUUGCUAGUGCUGAUUUAAAGAUUAGUUUCGAAAGCCCAAAUCAUGGUGAUGGAUAUGCCUUUGAGGGAGCGACAUUGGCGCAUGCUUUUGCGCCAACAGAUGGGAGGUUUCAUUAUAAUGCGGCUCUGAGUUGGUCUGUGGGACCAGGACCAGUUCAAAAUGCUAAUGAUUUAGAAUCGGUGGCGCUUCAUGAAAUAGGACAUCUACUUGGGUUGGAUCAUAGCCAAGAUCCAAAUGCUGUAAUAAUGUGGAGUAGCAUCCAGACAGGAACUAUAAAGCAGGAGUUAAAGUCCGAUGAUAUCCAAGGCAUCAAAGUUUUAUAUGGACUUAAUUAA
This is a messenger RNA of Helianthus annuus (common sunflower), 423 nucleotides long. Its product is annotated as metalloendoproteinase 1. Bases 1 to 423 code for a protein of 140 amino acids. The transcript has a single exon. Gene Ontology annotation, cellular component: extracellular matrix. The record is from RefSeq and is a predicted model, not a curated record. Gene Ontology annotation, biological process: proteolysis; extracellular matrix organization; collagen catabolic process. Gene Ontology annotation, molecular function: metalloendopeptidase activity; zinc ion binding. Lineage: Eukaryota; Viridiplantae; Streptophyta; Magnoliopsida; Asterales; Asteraceae.